AUGGCUGAUAGAACCAAGGAAAAGGAUGCAGAAUGCCCUGCAUUCCCAGAGGCCAAGCCAGCAGAAGUCCAGAAUAUCACGACUGAUGCUGUAUUUGGGGAAAUCACUGAGGACGGCCCCAACUAUCGUAAUAUAGGAUGGAUUGCUACUAUUGUGCUCAUGGCGAAAUCGAUGAUUGGGCUAGGAGUUCUGGCUAUCCCCGGAGCCUUCAAUACUCUAGGCCUUAUCCCCGGCGUCAUCUGCCUUCUGACCGUUGCUACGAUGACCUGGUGGUCAAUGUACGUUGUCGGGAUGUUCAAGCUGAGCCACCGCGAGGUAUAUGCCAUCGACGAUGCCGGAUAUAUCAUGUUUGGUACGGUUGGGCGAGACUUUCUAGGGGUAACAUUCUGCAUGUACUGGAUAUUCGUCUCUGGCUCCGGACUGUUGAGCAUCUCGAUUGCCCUGAACGCAAUUUCAACGCAUGGGACAUGCACCGCCGUCUUCGUGGCUGUUGCUGCUGUCCUCACCUACAGUCUAUGCAGCAUUCGCACUCUAGGCCGGAUGAAGUGGAUUACUUCGACUGGACUCGUGAGUAUCCUGAGUGCCAUCCUGAUAGUUACGAUUGCCGUUGGCGUACAGGACCGUCCCAGCGGUGCACCACAGGAUAUCCCCUGGAAAUCCGACUACCAGCUGUUCAAAAAGCCAUCCUUCCUAGACGCUGUCUCUGCAGUCUCCAGCAUCGUUUUUGCAUACGCCGGAACCAGCAUGUUCUUCUCCAUCGCAGCAGAAAUGCGUGAGCCCCAGCUAUACACCCGCUGUUUGUUCUGCUGCCAGUGCAUCGUCACUUCAACCUUCCUUACAAUCGGCGUGGUGGUAUACUAUUACUGCGGGUCAUAUGUUGCCUCUCCGGCUCUGGGCUCUGCGGGGCCUCUUAUGAAGAAGGUCUCUUGUGGCAUUAGUAUCCCUGGGAUUCUGGCGUCGAAUGUUAUUCUCUCUCAUGUCCCUAGCAAGUAUAUCUUCGUCCGACUCCUCCGCGACACAAGACACCUCUCAGCCAACACCCUCCGGCACUGGACGACCUGGCUUCUCUGCACAUUCGGCGUAGUAAUAACGGCAUAUAUAAUCGCCAGCGCAAUCCCAGUAUUCAAUAGCCUGGUCUCCCUUAUCGGCGCGCUCCUCGGAACCCUAAUGUCAUUCCAGCCAAUGGGCUGUAUGUGGCUGUACGAUAACUGGGGCAAAACGCGAGACACCCGGUGGUACUUCAUGGUCUGCUGGAGCGGGUUUGUUAUUGUUGCUGGAACGUUCCUUAUGGUUUCUGGGACGUAUGGCUCUGUUGUUGGGAUUAUCAACGAUUACAGUGCUUCCGGGGGGUCUUCUGCUUGGUCUUGUGCGGAUAACUCGAACUCGGUGUAG
This is a messenger RNA of Aspergillus puulaauensis, 1392 nucleotides long. RefSeq lists its product as uncharacterized. The record is from RefSeq and is a predicted model, not a curated record. The coding region runs from base 1 to 1392 and encodes 463 amino acids. The transcript has 5 exons. Gene Ontology annotation, molecular function: amino acid transmembrane transporter activity. Gene Ontology annotation, biological process: amino acid transmembrane transport. Gene Ontology annotation, cellular component: vacuolar membrane. Lineage: Eukaryota; Fungi; Ascomycota; Eurotiomycetes; Eurotiales; Aspergillaceae.